CUCCGACAUUCCAAUACAGGGCCCCAAAAUCUUGGAGAAAGACACACACACUUUGCCCCUCUCUCUCUUACUGAUAGGCUUGCUCUCACACACACUCUCACACACACACUGGAAUGGAUUUGCCCUGAGCUGACUGCCCACUGCUGCAUAAGUUAACCAGUGCCAGGAUGCCCAUCCUCAAGAGGCUUCCCAAGAGGUUUAAGAGUAACCACAGCAAUGGUAAUCUCCAAAAGAGUAAUCUCACUAAUGGUGAACUCAUCAUAAAGAGUAACCAUAGCAAUGGGGAACUCAUUCUACCACCAUCUGAUCUGAAUCCGUUUGAGGGGGCAUGGGCAGGGAUGGGGUAUAAUAAUGAAGAAGGUGGGGUUUGGGAGAAUGGACAAGAUUACCAGAGGUCAUCCCAGGUGAGCGAAGCACUGGAAAAUGAGGCAAAUGCUGAGCAGCGUGGAGGGUCAAAAGUUACUGAAGGAUCAAAAGAAAAGAGAGGAACUCUAGACCGAAUCUGUGGGUCAUCACCACUAAAGACCCUUGGCAAAUUAGGCAAGGGGCUGCGUAUGACAGGAAAAAACGUGUGGGGUGCCACUCCAUCACUUAGGAGUGCCACUCUCCCUGCAACACCUGCCUCAGGAAAGAAAAAAAAGAACUAUAGACGAGCCUCAGAGGAGAUCAUGACUUUACUGAGGUUGGCAGGCCGUCGUAAGGAGAGUGAGCGGAGAGAUAGUCUACCUACAGGUGAUCUGACUACUGAAAAUGAUGAAGACAAUCGUAGGCGUCCCUCAUUCCUACAAAUGGUCAGUUUGAGCAAACUCCGAGGAGACUCGCUAACAAACCGCAGCUCAGAGGAAGAUGAGCAAGAGUCAGUAGAAGAGGAACCACUAGUCAAACGCAGGGAGCCACUAUCAGUGUUGGAGAUCCUACAGUUAGUUAAUCAGAGAGACCUGCUGCUAGCCGACACGCACAUCCAGGAGCUUGAGAGGGAGUGUGAACUUGAUCCACAAACCACACCCACUCCAACUUCACCCAGUAACAAAACUCCUUCCACACACACAUAUUCUCCUUGGCUCCCCCUGUUGACUGGUUCAGGCAGUGAGGAUUCUGGCCCAAGCAUGUGGGAUUCUGGGCUGCGCAAAGUAAAAGACGUUGAGUUGCUUUACGAGGCUCUUCAGAGAGAGAUGUGGGAUGUGGUGAGGGAGUCGCUACGUCAACCCUGCAGCGGACCUCAGCUUGGCCUAGUGGUGCUGGUCAUUCAACAGGAGGAGCAGGCUGACAAGAUAUGGGCCCUGCGGCAAGAGGCCCAGUCCACCGUCCAAGAUGGUGACCAAUCUGAUGACCAUCCGCGACCUUCCAAACGUCCCAGGAGACUGCGUCAAAGAUGGGUGGAGGCUGUGGGAGAGGCAGCUGACUGGUGUCUUCCACAACCAGGGGGCAUAGCUGCAGGCCAGAUGGGCAUGUAUUUGGAGCGUUUGAGGGGCAGAGUGGUGGAAGACAUGGAUGCGGCACGUCGGAAUGUGGUGGCGGUUUAUCCCGAGGAGUUUGGUGUGUUUCAGGUCUACAUGCAGAGUUAUCACAGGGCUGUUGCCAAACGACUGAAGACUCUCACUAGUGGACCCAUUCAGAUCACAGACACAUACUCAAUGCUGGACUGGAUCUACAACAUUUACAGCAGGGACGUCCUGGCUUCAGUUGGAGCAAUGGGCACUAUAGUGUGUGAAGCUCUAGAACCCCUACUUCCUGAAGAUGUCAUAGACCGUCUGGAACAGGACUGCGUCGAAACUGUUUGGGACAAGAUGACUACAGAGCUGUCGCAAGUUUUAGAUGAUGAAGAAAAGCGAUGGGUUCAGACGCUGCACAUUGAAGAGUAUCAGUCUGGCCUCGCCCGUUCCGUUAUACAGAGGCUGAAGGUAGAUUUGGACAGAUCGACAGCUGUCAGUCAGCCACUAGGAGCUCGUGUUGCUCGCUGCACUUUGAAUGGACUUGCAGAUUUCCUGCACAGUUUCCAGAGAAAGGUUGAGAUGUUCCAUGACACGCAGUCAGAGUUCGAGGAUCGUGGGGAUGGUUAUGUCUCCAGGACCAUUGCUCUUGUCAACUGUGUUCCACCUUUCAGGAAUUUUGUGGAGCGCUGUCAUCUGUGUGACGCUUUUGGCAGCGAGGACGUCUCCCAGCAAGCUCAAUCUUCUCUGGAGCGAAUUGUUUACCAGUCAGUGCAAGUUCUCUCGGACAUACUGUUUGAAAACAUCAGGCCAUUCUUUGAUAAGCUGGUGAAGAGGAAGUGGCUGGAAAACACUGAGGCCUAUGAGAGCAUUGAGAUGACUAUUAAACAGCACUUUAAAAAGUUCCGCAGAAUGGACUGCCCUCCAUAUCAGGCAUUGGUGAAUGAGGUGCACAGGCGGGUCCUGGUUGAAUAUGUUCGUGCCAUCAUGAGGGGGCGGGUCAUUUGUACAUCACUCAAAAUGAGGAAGAGAGUGGCAUUCCGUCUGCAGGAUGAGGCCAAACAGCUUAAGGCUCUUUUUAAAGAUCUGGAGUCAACUUCCUUCUGGUUGGACAGUGUUAUUGUUCACCUGGCUGAGAUCAUAGUUUUGGAGGACACUCCCUCUAUUCAGAUGGAAGUCGGCGUUUUGGUGAAGGAAUUUCCAGAUAUACGGAGGAGACACAUAUCUGCUGUGUUGAAUGUCCGUGGGAUGGUGCAUCAGACAGACCGUCAGGAGAUUCUAGCUGUUGUCCGGGACUUAGAGAACAGCGACAGCUCCAUCAAUCUACCCCGAGAUCGUGCCCUCUUCUCUGAAAUCGCGGUGGCCAAAGACAUGUCCUGUCUGGGGCUGGUUCUGAUCCGCUUUGGUCUCACUGUGUCAUCGUGGGUCUCCAGUGCCCGGCCACACCGUAAUCGCAGCAGGAGGAGUCGGAAUGAGAAACAUCCCGACGACAGAUCAAAAUCAAGCCACGCAAAGCGCUUUACUGAACCUUAAAAAUAAUGAAAUACAACAUAACUACAAUACAUAACAUCCUGAUAUUUAGAAAAGACACAAUAAAUGAUAAAUACACAGCAUUACAUAAUCAAAUCAGUAUAAUAUUAAGAAAAAGAUGGCUUAGUCCAUUUCCACAGAUAAAUGUGGUCAGAACCCAGUCAAAAAGGAGGAUAAGAUGAGGUUAUGACAGCAAAAGUAGAAUCCCAACAAUACUUGUCCUUCAGAGCACAGCUGGAGCGGAAUAAGUCUGUGGACACUUCAAAGGACGGGAAAUGAUCUAUAAUUCUCUCUCGCUUUAAACAGGCUGUUAGUGGACUGCUGUAUACUGACUAGCUGGACCUCUGUCGUGUGAACAGCCACAUGAUUUGAGAGGAGCGGCAGGAAAGUCAUCACUGUUGAGUGGAGACACGCUGGCAUUUUUAUUAGUGCAGGCUGUGUGCAGAACACUGCUUUAGCUUUUAGACAUUAAAUCACACACAGAGCAGAUGCAUGUACAUUCUGUGUCAAACACCAGGUACAGGUCUACAACGCAUAAACAGCUACAUUUGAGAUUGUGACAUUUCAAGAAUGUGAAUUCCUCUGAUUUUGUACUAAUGUUUAGGAUUCUGUUUAUCUCAUUUCUUUUCAGGUCCCAUCAAUAGUCAAAUCUGAGCUACUGAGAUCUGAAAUCUAACACUAAUUAAAUGAGUGUGUGAUAUUGUUUCAGGUAAAUAAGAAAUAAUGCCCUAUUGACUGGAAAAUGAAUUAUAUCAUAAUUAAAGUGCUGUUUUUUUCUUUAACAUUUUAUUUUGUUUUUAUACAGUGCUGUUUAAAAAUUUGGGGUCAGUAGGACUUUAAAAAAAUAUAAUAAUAAUUUAAGGUGACAUUUUUUAUUAACUGUGUUAAGCCUACUCGGAUGGCUCUCAAAGUAUUAUAUUCCUUUGGUGGGAGUGGAAAGUUAUGGAGAUUCAUAAAUUGUUUGUAUGUUAAAAUAUUACCAAAAUCAUCAAACACAGAUAGAAUACAGUUCAAGUUGUUAUUAAACCAUCUAGGGGAAAAAAUAUACUCAUUUCUAACAGUUAUAUUAGUAUUAUUUCAAAAGUGAACUUUGUGGGGGGCGGGGGGCAGGCCACCAAGUUAGUCAAAUAUCUUAUUUGGAAUAAAAAGCCACAGUGAGAUUGGAUUUGUAAGGCAUCUUUUCAGCCAUUUUACUUUAAAGGUGUUUACAAUAUAUGAGAAGUCCAAACAAUCAAGACCACCUUCGCUUCUGGACUCAGCAGCACAUCUCUUUUUUGCUUGUAUGUUCUAUUUUUACAAAUAAAGUCCAAAAAUAUUUUAUUAAUUUUCUAUAUAGCUUUAUCGUUGACAAACAAAGAAAGAGCAGAAUAUACAAAGUGAGAGAGCCCUUCAACUGUAGAUAAAAGAUAUCUCUGAAGCCAGAUGUUAAAGAUCUGUUUCAUUUGUUUUAAUCAUUUUAUCAGAAACAUUUAAAUUAUGUCUACUGACUGAAUUUUUAGUGAUAUGACUUCCUUAAUAUUUUACAAAACUAGAAUACCUCCUAAGAAUGUAUCAUCCAUAUCAUGAAUUGACAUAAUUUUACAUUUCGAAGUAUUAAGUUUUAGACCCGAAGCACAUGAUAAUUGUUCAACCAAUUCCAGAGCUUUUGGUAACUGAUUUUUUUUAUAUCCCUGUCAAAUAUAGAAAUUCCUUUCGAAUUUUCAUCUUGGUUAAUUCUUAGACAGAGUAACUCUGUGGCUAAAAGAAAUAAAAAUGUGGAGACGGGACAGUCCUGUCUGACUCCAUGAUAUAUGUUAAACCUCUUAGAAGUGUCAAAGUCCAUGAUCACUGAGCUGUUAUAAAACAUGGUUACAGUCUCUAUAAAUGCUUUACCAAAUCCAAAUAAUUCUAGAGUACGAAAAAGAAAUGUGUGUUCUUUGGAGUCAAAAGCUUUAUGGAAGUCAAGAAAGUGUAUAAAACCAUCUGAAUGAAUUAGAUCUGAAUAAUCCAGCAUAGUCCAGUACACCUACUACUAAUGUUGUUAGAAAUGUGACGGCCUUUCAUGAAACCAGAUUGAGAUUCUGAAAUAAUAUUGUCUAAACCAUAACUCAAUUUCUAAUGUUAAACUCUAAUGUUAAUUAAAGUAAUAGGAUACCAAUUAUCGAUUAUUAAAGGAUCCUUGACUUACGUAGGUAAGAGAGAUGACUCCCUGUUUAGUAGCAGUCAUAUCACCCUGACUGAUGCAUUCGUUAUACAAUGGAAAAUUGCUAAUUUAAUAAACUCCCAAAAGAGA
Molecule: messenger RNA, 5232 nt
Organism: Carassius gibelio (silver crucian carp)
Lineage: Eukaryota; Metazoa; Chordata; Actinopteri; Cypriniformes; Cyprinidae
Product: tumor necrosis factor alpha-induced protein 2
Exons: 13
Coding region: 168-2963 (931 amino acids)
Biological process (GO): exocytosis; exocyst localization
Cellular component (GO): exocyst
Molecular function (GO): SNARE binding
Source: RefSeq, a predicted model, not a curated record